This is a messenger RNA of Solea solea (common sole), 4677 nucleotides long. RefSeq names its product fucosyltransferase 9a (gene fut9a). Gene Ontology annotation, molecular function: alpha-(1->3)-fucosyltransferase activity. The transcript has 3 exons. Gene Ontology annotation, cellular component: membrane. The record is from RefSeq and is a predicted model, not a curated record. Bases 977 to 2059 code for a protein of 360 amino acids. Lineage: Eukaryota; Metazoa; Chordata; Actinopteri; Pleuronectiformes; Soleidae.
GCAGGCAGGCAGACAGACAGACAGACAGACAGGCUUCCACCACACACAGGGGCGAAAACCUGCCGGUGUUGUGUUACGUGAAUUGUCGUUUCUCUUUUGCCAAGUGAUGGAGGGGGGUCGCCCCGUGAUCCCAGCAGCGUCCUCGCGGUCACAAGCUUUUCGCUUGUUUUUGUUCAAAUGAAAAGCGUGAACUGAUGAUUCAAGAGUAUCGCGCGCUGACGCCAAAAUCUCAGCAUCCCUCACACACACACACACACACACAGCAUGCAGCUGCAUUGACGGUAAACAGCGAAGGUAGCGCAUGGGCAGCCAGCAGGGAAUUAUUCCACAUCCCAUCACAUGCCUGAACAUACAUGGCGUCCUCGCGUACAGAGCCAUGCAUCUAGUGUGCAGGCUCGUGCAAAAACAAACAAUAUAGAUAUUAUUUAUAUAUAUAUAUAUAUAUAUAUAUAGAUAUAUGUGUGUGUGGUGUCUUUUUGCAGCCAUCAUUGUGUGCGUCGUUGAGCAGCAGCAGCAGCAGCAUCAGCGAGGAAGAUUCAGCGCACAUCGCAACCAUAGGUAUCCUCGGCAUCGAGACGAUGGACGUGGGCUCAUCCGGCUCUUUUCCUGCAAGCGCGGCGCGAUCUUUUUCCGCCCAGUCUCAUCCGCAUCUUCCCAAUGUUGCAAGGUGUCUUUGAAGCGGCUGAAGGACCUCUGGAGGAGAUGAGAAGAAAGGUCUAUUUCGACUCACGCCUGUCAAGAUGGAGGCAUCGUUGACGCCAAACACGUCGUCCCACUAGAACGCCAUUCUCCAUGAGAGCAAGGGGCCUUGUAACCUGUAAGCCUGCAAUUCCCGCUUUCUAUGAGCGCUGAUUCUCAACGAAGAAUUGGUCCCACCGUCGGCGACCCAAUGUAGGAACCGUCCCCGCCUUUUAUUCUCUCAGCGCCCCACUCUCGCUUGGAUUUCAGCGUUCAGAUAAAUCCACCAGAACAGAGUAUGCCAUCUGCACCUUUUCACAGAAUCCUACGACCCCUUCUGCUCGGCACAUUCAUACUGGGAUGCUUUGUCACUCUGUUUUUGAUGUAUUUUAAACCGUCCACCAGCUGGCUAUCGGGUCCCGUCGAGUCGACCGUGUCCACAGACCGAGUUAAUAACCUCUUCUCCACCAAGAGCGACAAGAACGUGACCACAGUGCUAAUCUGGCUCUGGCCCUUCGGACAGACCUAUGACCUGGGUGUGUGCAGCUCUCUGUUCAACAUCGACGGCUGUUUCGUCACAGCGGACAGGAACCUCUUCAACAAGUCCGAUGGGGUCAUCAUCCAUCAUCGAGACAUCUGCACCGACUUGUCCAACCUGCCGCCGCUCCAGCGACCAUCCUUCCAGAAGUGGGUAUGGAUGAAUCUGGAGUCGCCGUCGCACUCGUCCCAGCUGCCUGGGAUCGAGAACCUGUUCAAUCUGACUCUCAAUUAUCGUCAGGAUGCUGACAUUGAAGUGCCUUACGGGUCCAUCGUAGCGGCAGAAGGUGAGGAGGACUUUGUCCCACCCAGCAAAAACAAGUUGAUCUGCUGGAUUGUGAGCAACUGGAACCAGGACCACGUGCGGGUGAAGUACUACAACGAGCUGUAUAAACACAUUGAGGUUCAUGCGUAUGGACAAGCCUUCGGGGAGUACAUCUCUGACCAAGACUACUUCCCCACUAUUGCCAGCUGUAAGUUCUACCUGGCUUUUGAGAACUCCAUCCAUAAGGACUACAUCACUGAGAAGCUGUACAACCCGCUCUCCGUGGGCACGGUGCCCGUGGUCCUCGGGCCGUCCAGGCAGAACUACGAGAACUUUAUCCAGGGAGACGCCUUCAUUCACGUGGACGACUUCAUGUCACCCAAGGAGCUGGCCGACUACCUGCUGCUCUUGGACAAGAAUGAGGAGAUGUACCUCAGGUACUUUGAGUGGCGACGGCACUUUAAAGUAAAGAAGGCCUAUUUCUGGGCAGAGCACACAUGCCUGGCCUGUGAUUACCUGCGUAGGCACAAGGAAUAUAAGGCAUUCAAUAACCUUGACAAGUGGUACUGGGGUGGAUAGAGCUUUUAAGGGCUAUGCAGUGCUUUGUUGUUUUGUUGAAGGCAGUGAUUUAAGAUUCUUUUUCCUUCAUUUGACAAGAAGGUUCUUGUUCAUUGUUCUGUCAGAAGCCCCCAAAUUCUGUUGUUCUUUAGGCUCAGUGGCCCAGUGACAUGCCCAUGCUGUUAUUUUGUUCAUUUGCAAGCCAAUUCUUUUUUUUUGCCUUAUUUUGUAUUAUUUUUUUAUUACAAUUAUAGAGAAAAAAAAAAUAACAAAUGCACUAACUUGUUUUUUAUCAUGAUUAUGAUUAUUAUUAUUAUUAGUUCAGCUACUGUUUUGCUUAACAUGACACCGUUUGCUGCUUUUUCUUUGCGUCCCUGUUGUUUUAUUGUUAGUUUGUUAGUGUGAAGGCAGUCGUGUGCGAAUGUCGCUGUAAAAAAAAGAAAAAGAAAAGAAAAAAAGAUUAUAUUCAGAGUGCGAGGUUGCCGGUUAGUCUAUAAAUAUCACUUUCUGUUGAAAUGGCACACAGCAGAUCUUGCUCUGGAGUUGGCUGCGAGGGGACGACGAACACAAACGUGAAAAUAUUGAUGUAAUAUUUAUUCAAGUGAGGCAUUGUGUCACAAAAAAAACCCAAUUUCAUCUGUGCUAGUGAAGCGGUCACCUAUGCAGUGUUUACUGAACUCAAAAUGUGAAAGUCGUUGAAUCGUGUCAUGUACAUAUUGUGUAGUUGUAAAAAAAAAAAAAAAAAAUAUUAUGUAGCUGUGAUUUCUUUUCUUUUUUUUUUCCUUUUCCAUAUUUUGCUCAUAUGUUGCACUGCUAAUCCAAAUGGUAAUGCCUGUACAGUAAGACACACUGUCGGUGGCAUAUGGUGAUCAUUACCCCCAGUCGUGUUUGACAGCAGAUGUGAGCGGGAGGUUACUAUUUUAAACAUCGUCGCGGAUUGUUCGUGUGUCACAUGGUCGGAUCCCAUGUGGAUGAUGGUGAUAGUACAAUGCAGGGCUGUGGCGCCGCAGCGCGAAACUCCCACACAACUCAUUAUGUGACAUCCUGAUUUGAUCCAAGUCUGUAGUUUUUUAACUUAACAGAGGAAAAGCAUAAGUCGAAACAUCCAACUGAACCCUUUGUGCGGAGCUGCUUUACCAUCGACGGUGUUUUGUUUUGUUUUUUUUCAGCAGUUGUUACCAGGUAGUUGCGGCAGGUGUGAAUUAGACCGGAUUGUCCUCGGUGAGCUCUGCCCAUGUUUGAGAUGUUGACCAUUACUGCAGGAAGAUUUCUGUCUCUGAAUCCAGUGAUGUUUGGGCAGCUGGCAGUUUUUCUUUCUUUCUUUCUUUCUUUCUUUCUUUCUUUUUUUACCACUGUUUACAGCACGACGCCUCUCAUGAUGACACUACAAACAGCUCUUCAUCUGUAGAUAUCACACUCGCGCAGAACAGCUUCUCCACUAAACAAUGCGUCUUAACAGCGACUCUGCAGCUACUGACAAAAACAAAACAAAACCAGAACAGAAGUACUGUGUGAAACCGAGUCCACAUUUUAUGCAAGCUAGGCCACUGGCUUCUUGGUCAAAAUACCACAAAAUGUGUCAGGUUAUCAUUUUGAUAUUUUCGUCACCAUCUAAAGGGACCAUUGAUGUAAAUACUGAUGAAGUCAAUUAUUUUUCUUAUGGGAUAUUGUUCUAAAUGCCAUAGAGAAACGUGUAUAUAAACCUUGCUGUAAACUGAAUCAACGUCUGGAUCAAACCAGCCCACUAACACAGAUCCCUUUCCCGUAUGUAAACGACACCGUCGGGGCUCCUGUAGUGUCUGCAUUAAUGGGGAAGAGGAAACGGUGUCUUGUAUAUAUUUUUAAUGUUGAAAUCUUCGUAACAUGGAAGUGUUGUCGGGCAGUGAAUGUGAUUUCGCCGUACCUUUGUUUGUCCUGCUGGUGCUCCAGUAGACUGGAUCAGAAUCAGAGACUCUAGAAUCCGAGUCAAAGGUGCUCGGACGGUUUCCAUCGAGGGAGGCAAUUUUACACCGAAGGAGUUAUUUUGAGGCCGUAAUUAAUUUGGCAUGACCCAAAUUUAAAAAGCUCACGCCUGAGCACAGCAAAGGUGCAGCACUUUUAUUUGUGUGGAGUUGCCUCACUGUGCUGGAUGGAGCUAUUGUGAAACCAGAAACUGUCCCACAGAUGAAACUGCCACUCGUGGUUUCAUACUGUACAGUCCGCUCUUGGAAACAAAAGGUUUCUUAUCCGACGUGGUUGGUGAAUUUGGAACCAAUAUGAUGGGGAGUUUUUUUUCUGCGCAAUCUCUAUUCUUUUCGUCCUCUCUUCCUUUCUCUGUGUGUUUUUUUAAAAAAAAACAUGAAGAGCCGUGGCUUUCUCAGACACUGUGUCUGAAUCUGUGCGUGUGUAGCGGCACUGGAGCGGGUGAAUCAGGAUACUGUCUGAAAACGUAAUACUGUGUGGAAUGACAUGAAGGUUUCUCCAUCAAUGCUAAUUUUCUGCCAGUUCACUGACCAGUCGUCAGUUGAGUCAAUCAGUGCAAGUUUUUUUUUUGUUCUAUUUCAUUUUGCCAAAUCAAUGUAAUUUUCGCCAAAUGUGUAACUGUAGAUGUCUGGUAGUGUCAAAGAAAAUAAAAAUCUGGAGAAAUGAGCAAAACACGA